AUGAAACCUAACUUGAAGCAAUGGAAACAACUAAUGCUGUUUGGGCUAUUUGCAUGGGGUCUCCUUUUCUUGGUGAUCUUCAUCUAUUUUACAGAUAGCAACACUGCUGAACCAGUUCCAAGUUCCUUCUCUUACAUUGAGACGAAGAGGCUCCUGCCCAUUCAGGGCAAGCAGAGAGUUAUUAUGGGAGCAAUACAUGAUCCAUCAUCCUCUGAAACCAUAGAUAGGAACGAGGUGCUUCUUAACGAAGAUCUCUUAGAUUCAUUUAAAUCGGGGACCGGAAGCAUUAAAAAGUGGAUUGAUCUAGAGGAUGGCUUUGAAAAUGAAGAAGAGUUUUUUCCUUCCCAGGUAGGGAGAAAAUCAAAAUAUGCUUUCUAUCAAGGGGAUGACAACUAUUUAUUUGCUGCUGGCCAGCCUCAGCAACACAGCAACAUUCAAGAGCUAGUGAAAUUCAUCUCUCCCAAUGAGGAUGAUCAGAAGGAAAAUGUUUUACAGGAAAAAUGGACCCAUGAGAAAAGGACAAAGAAAAGAAAGCCAACACGCAGGAGAAGCCAGCUGUUUGAUGAGUCUGAUGAUUGGGAUGGGUUAUAUUCCACAAUGUCAAAAUCCUUCCUUUAUAGGCUUUGGAAAGGGGAUAUCUCCUCCAAGAUGCUGAACCCUCGCCUGCAGAAAGCUAUGAAAGACUAUCUGAACACCAACAAGCAUGGGGUGCGGUUCAAAGGGAAACGACGAAACUCCAGACUGACAGGAGACCAGCUCAUCUGUGAGCUCAAGGACAGGGUGCAUGUGAAAACAAUAGAUGGCAAGGAGGACCCCUUUUCAGCUCUUGGAUGGGAAAAGCACGUUCCUCAAAUUCCACUGGGCAAACUGUAUCCACAUGGCUUCGGAAGCUGUGCCGUAGUUAUGUCUGCUGGUGCAAUACUGAACUCUUCUCUAGGGGAUGAAAUAGAUUCUCAUGAUGCAGUUCUGAGAUUUAAUUCUGCUCCUACACGUGGCUAUGAAAAAGAUGUUGGAAAUAAAACGACCAUGCGCAUCAUUAACUCCCAGAUUCUCACCAAUCCAAACCAUCACUUCAUUGACAGCUCAUUAUAUAAAGAUGUUAUUUUAGUGGCCUGGGAUCCUGCUCCUUACUCUGCAAAUCUGAAUGUGUGGUAUAAGAAGCCAGACUAUAACCUGUUCACACCUUACGUGCAGCAUCGCAGGAGGAAUCCAAACCAGCCAUUUUACAUUCUCCAUCCCAAGUUUAUAUGGCAGCUCUGGGACAUCAUUCAGGAGAACACUAAAGAGAAGAUACAGCCCAACCCACCUUCAUCAGGUUUCAUUGGGAUCCUCAUCAUGAUGUCCAUGUGUAACGAAGUGCACGUGUAUGAAUACAUCCCUUCAGUCCGACAAACCGACCUUUGUCACUACCAUGAACUAUACUAUGAUGCAGCUUGUACCUUAGGGGCUUACCAUCCACUACUGUAUGAGAAACUGCUGGUGCAGAGGAUGAACAAAGGUUUGCAGGAUGAUCUGUAUCGGAAGGGGAAAGUAAUCUUGCCAGGGUUCAGGUCUGUAAAGUGCCCGGGACAGAAUCACUUCCCACAUUUAUAA
This is a messenger RNA of Emys orbicularis (European pond turtle), 1593 nucleotides long. RefSeq names its product ST6 beta-galactoside alpha-2,6-sialyltransferase 2 (gene ST6GAL2). The transcript has 5 exons. The record is from RefSeq and is a predicted model, not a curated record. Gene Ontology annotation, biological process: sialylation. NCBI's taxonomy places the organism in Eukaryota, Metazoa, Chordata, Testudines, Emydidae. Gene Ontology annotation, cellular component: Golgi apparatus. The coding region runs from base 1 to 1593 and encodes 530 amino acids. Gene Ontology annotation, molecular function: beta-galactoside alpha-2,6-sialyltransferase activity.